Molecule: messenger RNA, 1464 nt
Organism: Trypanosoma theileri
Lineage: Eukaryota; Euglenozoa; Kinetoplastea; Trypanosomatida; Trypanosomatidae
Product: signal recognition particle
Exons: 1
Coding region: 1-1464 (487 amino acids)
Biological process (GO): SRP-dependent cotranslational protein targeting to membrane, translocation; SRP-dependent cotranslational protein targeting to membrane
Cellular component (GO): cytosol; signal recognition particle, endoplasmic reticulum targeting
Molecular function (GO): GTP binding; 7S RNA binding; ATP hydrolysis activity
Source: RefSeq, a predicted model, not a curated record
AUGGUGUUGGCAGAACUCGGUCAGAAGAUCGGGGCGGCGAUCUCAAAGAUGUCGUCCAAGUCUCUUCUUGGAGAGGAAGAUGUGAAGGAAUUAUUAAACGACGUGGCCCGGGCUUUACUUCAGGCAGAUGUGAAUGUAAAGAUGGUGAAAGAACUCCAGCAAACCAUUCGUGCAGAAGUGGCCAUCACAUCCGAAGCGGUUGGAUUAAAUAAACGUAAAAUGUUACAAAAUGCCGUCUUUAAUGGAAUUAAAAAGAUUCUCGAUCCCGGUGUGAAACCAUUUGUGCCGGUUAAAGGAAAAACAAAUAUUGUUAUGUUUGUUGGACUUCAAGGAUCAGGAAAGACAACCUCUUGUACAAAGUAUGCGGCGUACUUUCAACGUAAAGGAUUUAAAACGGCAUUAGUGUGUGCGGAUACUUUUCGUGCGGGGGCUUAUGAUCAAUUACGGCAAAAUGCCACAAAAGCGAAAAUUCGUUUCUAUGGUUCUCUUACAGAAGCAGAUCCUGUUAUUAUUGCAAAAGAAGGGGUAACAGAACUUGUAAAGGAAAAGUAUGAUCUUAUUAUUGUAGACACUAGUGGUCGUCAUAAACAGGAAUCUGCUCUUUUUGAUGAAAUGAAACAAGUUCAAGAAACCAUUAAACCAAAUGAUGUGGUGUUUGUAAUGAGUGCAACAGAUGGACAAGGUAUUCAAGAACAAGCACGUCAAUUUAAAGAGAAAGUACCAGUUGGUUCUGUUAUUGUUACCAAACUUGAUGGACAAGCCAAAGGUGGUGGGGCUCUUGCAGCUGUUGCCAUGACCAAAAGUCCUAUUGUAUUUAUUGGAACUGGAGAACACUUUGAUGAUUUUGAAUUAUUUCAACCAGAGAGUUUUGUUAGUCGUAUGCUUGGAAUGGGUGAUAUGCGGGCUUUAAUGGAUACAAUGAAGGAUGCGAAUAUAAAUGCAGAUAGUGAAUUAUAUAAACGAUUUCAAGAUGGACAAUUUACAAUGCGAGAUAUGUAUGAACAUUUACAAAAUGUUCUUAAAAUGGGAUCUGUCAGUAAAAUUAUGGAUAUGAUUCCUGGAAUGUCUGCUCUUGGUGGAGCUGCUGGUGAAAUGGGGGAUGUGACGCUGAAAGCCUUUAUUCACAUUAUGGAUAGUAUGACCGCAGCGGAAUUGGAUGAUGGGCGGGUAAAGAAAAUAAUGACUCCCUCCCGUGUUCACCGUAUAGCCCGUGGGAGUGGUCACUCCAUACUGGAAGUCCACAAUUUAAUUAAUAGUUACUCCAAAUUCGAAGAAGUGGUAAAGCGAAUGGGGAAAGUAAACUUUAAAGCCAUGACUCAAGAUCCGGGUAGUAUGCUCUCUGGUAGAAUGGGCCAACAACAAAUGACACAGUUGGCAAAGGCACUAAAUCCAAAUAUGCUUCGCCAAUUGGGUGGAUUAGGUGGUCUGCAGGGUAUGAUGAAACAGCUGCAGAAUAUGAAAUGA